GGUAAUAAAGCGGUGGGCACACUCUUUAAUCUAUCCCAGCAAAAGCACUCAAAUUUGAAUUGUGUAAAUAUCCUCAGAAGUUAAGCAAAAUGUAUGUGAUUUCAACCUCUAAAAAGACCGUGCUCUCCGAUUUCGCGGAUCUGGAGACAAAGUCUGAGUAUGUGCACCAGAGUGCAGAGCCGACAGACUUUCAAUUCAACGGCCAGCGCCGGGUCUUCGUUGAGGUGGAUAAAAUGGCGGGAUUGGCUGUGAUGCGGAUAAAGGAGAGGGAUGGCAAGACGCCUGAGAUUCAACGAGUCCGUAAACUCACCAUCGACAAUGCCUUCUGUGUGGCGUGUGCCAAGCAAUCCCUGGAGGAGAUUGCUGUGGGCCAGAGCGGUUGUGUUAAGCUAUACAACUUCCGGACGGCACAGCUCAUCCAUCGGUUUCCGGCGGAUCCGCAAAGAAGCACUGUCCUCUACAUGGACUACAACAAUACGGACGAGUAUAUAGCCGCCGUUCGCGAUGUCGGGGACAUCAGUAUCUUGGGCACCAAGACCAAACAGAAGACCAACACCUUUACAAUAGAUGGCGACUCAACCCUUGUGCGCUUUCAUCCGAGCAAACGCUUCCACCUGUCGAUCGCUUCCUAUAAAGGGGCCGUGACCGUCUAUGAUGUGCAGGGAAUGCGGAAGAUCUUCCAUGCCAGCGAAGCGCACAGUGCUCCCUGUCGGGACAUCAGUAUGUGCGCAUCCCAGCCGGCGCUGCUGGUUAGCGUGGGCUACGAUUGCAAGAUAAACAUCUUCGACAUUAGACGAUAUCGUGGUCAGGCGUCCACGGAUCGCCUGACGAACUUGCAUCCGCUAUCCACAGUGGCGCUGAGUGAAUGUGGGACUUACCUUUGUGCUGGUAACCUUAAGGGCGAAUUGAUUGCCUAUGAUAUGAGGAGUACGAAGGCUCCGUUGGCCGUGAGGAGUGUACACGAUGCGCUUGUGACACGUGUAGCCUUCGUGCCUGUGCCAAGUGGGGAUAGCCAGCAGAACGGUAGCCUCAACAACUCCGGAAAUGCCACUGGAUUGGUGACCGAAGCUCCUCGUGUCGAGCGUGUUCCUAGCGACGAGUUGCGUAAAUCAAUUGCAGCUAAUUUUUUGAGCUCCCAGCAACAGCUUAACAGUCUUGCUCACGGCGUACGUCGGGAUUCCUUUUGCGAGUUUUUGGAUGCCCAAGGUCCGAGAGCUGUAGAUCGUAUGUCCACGCGCUUGGGCACCUCUUACAGAGACAGCUUUGACUGGGAGGCGCUUAACCGGAAACCGCAUCCUAAUGAAACUGCCAACCGUCAAAGUCUUUGUCCGCCAGUUGGGUCUGGGCCCAGCUCGGUGGAAAACUCUGUCAACAGCUCCACCCCGGAGUCACUGCAACAGACCUUAAGCGGCCCACUAAAGGAUCGGAGCAACAUUUCCGGAGAGGGAAAGUUGAUGAAAAUCACCGAGACGGAUGAGCUCUGCGAGGAGCAGUCUGCCAACAUUUCCGUGGCCAGCAGUACAGGAGGAGGCAGUGACAAAGAGAAUCCCCCGCCGGUGGACGCCGAAUUGAGACGCCGUCUGCGCUUGCUUUCAGCCAGUCGAAACAGUACCCCGCACCAUGCUAACAUCACACCACAAUCGUCAAAUCCUCUGUUAAAGCCUCAGCAGUUGCUGGCGAAAUCGUCAAGCGGACUAUCCGCCCAGAUGGAUGCAGAUUGGCGCAAGGAAUUCACCGAGCUUAGAGAUUUUGUAGACCAGCGCUGUGAGAGGGUGGAGCGCGAACUGGAGUAUAUUGGCUUCUCCAAUCAGCGGCAACUGGCUAAUGAGAUGACGAACUACAUGAAGCAGCAGGUGGAAAACACAAAAGAGAUCCGAGACGCCUUGGCUUUACUACUCCAAGGAGAUAGCUUCAUGCGCGAGUUCUCGCGCCUUCAAAAUGAAAAUGAAAUGUUGAGGGCUAAGUUGAAAUUCUACCAGGAGCAGGAACAAACUGAAUCAUGCGGAGAAUAAAGUACGCGGGAGACAUGUUCAAAAUUU
This is a messenger RNA of Drosophila teissieri, 2039 nucleotides long. RefSeq lists its product as uncharacterized. The record is from RefSeq and is a predicted model, not a curated record. Gene Ontology annotation, biological process: mitotic cell cycle; microtubule nucleation. Bases 90 to 2012 code for a protein of 640 amino acids. The transcript has 4 exons. Lineage: Eukaryota; Metazoa; Arthropoda; Insecta; Diptera; Drosophilidae. Gene Ontology annotation, cellular component: spindle pole; centriole; pericentriolar material. Gene Ontology annotation, molecular function: gamma-tubulin binding.